AGCGCAGGUGACUAGUUGUCAUGGUAUGGUAAUUGUUAGGAGGAUGUCUUUGGAGACGAGGGGGGUGGACAGGGUCAUUGACUUUGUGACUGGUGUAUAAAUGAAUCAGUCAGAUUGUUGUCUACAGAGCUUUUACCUACAUCACAUCAACAGUGACCUUAUUUUUGUUGAGUGUGAAGGAAAUCUUGCCUUGCGUGGAAAAGCUACACAGUCAGACCUCAUUGAGAGCAUAUGGCACGGUUACAGUCAUGCCUCCAAUGCCAUUGAUGGGAACCGCGAUUCACAUUUUCAUCAUGGGUCCUGCACUGCCACUGAUGAAUCCACUAACCCCUGGUGGAGAGUGGACCUGCUUGAUACCUACAUAGUCACCUCCAUCACCGUCAUCAACAGAGGGGAUGAUUUUCCUGAGAGACUUAACGGGGCUGAGAUACGAAUAGGAAAUUCUUUAGUGGACAAUGGCAUUCAUAACCCUCUGGCUAAAACAAUUUCCUCUGUUCCAGCCGGAAGUUCUCUCACCCUGGCUUUUGACCCAAGUUUCGAAGGACGUUAUGUGAUUGUGGUUCUACCAGGCCAGCAAAGACUUCUGACACUCUGUGAAGUGGAGGUUUACGGCUACCUUGCCCCAACCGGAGAAAAUGUGGCUCUAUAUGGAAAGGCCACCCAGUCGUCUUUGUAUGAGUUUGGCAUUCCAGGCAAUGCUAUUGACGGGAAUCGCAACGCUAUUUGGAUAGGAGGGUCCUGCACCCACACUCUACAGGACAUCAACGCCUGGUGGAGGGUGGACCUUCUGAAGACCUACAAAGUGUUCUCCAUCAUCAUCACCAACACAGUCGACAGUGUUCCCAGUAGACUCAAUGGAGCUGAGAUUUGCAUUGGAGAUUCCCUGAAAGACAACGGCAUCAAUAAUCCUAGGUGUGCUGUGAUCUCCUCUAUCCCUGGUGGCAAUUCAAGCACUUUCCAGUGUAACGGCAUGGAGGGUCGAUAUGUCAACGUGGUUAUUCCAGGGAGGGAGGAGUACCUGACCUUGUGUGAGGUGGAGGUGUACGGGUCACCCCUGGAUGGGACUGGGCCUACAUGUAACUAAAUCACAUCAUUAACUCUUAACAGAACCCUGCAAUGUUUUGUGGGCUGUAUUGUCUUACGAAAACAAUUCAACUUUUUAGUAUACUAUCACUAUUCUGGAAGUUCUUCUUGCACACUGUUUUUGGAUGUUUGGGUAUAAAUUAGCUAACACUUUUUGUAACACUUUUUAAGAACAACUUUCAUUAAUUAUUAUGUAGCCUAAUUAUUGGUUAGACAGUUAUCCUUCAUACCUUGAAAUGCAUGUAAUGCUGUGUUGUGUCUUUGCUAUCAUUAAAUUGAAGACUUAUA
Messenger RNA from Salvelinus fontinalis (brook trout), 1371 nucleotides. RefSeq names its product fucolectin-6-like. The record is from RefSeq and is a predicted model, not a curated record. The transcript is spliced from 5 exons. Bases 101 to 1084 code for a protein of 327 amino acids. Lineage: Eukaryota; Metazoa; Chordata; Actinopteri; Salmoniformes; Salmonidae.